GAAUUCUAGGAAACACCAAAACAGAGUACAAAGUCACUCUGCCUACAAGACAAAGCUGGAUGAUAAAUAGCCCAUAAAAGCCUCCACGUCAAAUAUACUCUGCAUGCUCUUUAUUAGGAAAGACCAGUCGUGUAUAUUCUGUUUUGGUGUUGCUAGAAUUCUGGUGGUCCAAAUAUACAUAUAGGAUUGUUGGGGUUGGGGAAGGGUUUUCAUGGAGUACUGCUCGCAUCUCUUUGUGUCUCCAAGAAUGGAGGUUCUCUGCUUCACUUCUUCACCUGGUUUUCCUUUAUCUCGCAGCAAACCCCACCACUCUCCCUUCCCACCCAUGAUCAGAACGUUAACCCUAAACAAAUACCACAAAACCCGACCCUCCAAUGUUGUUACUGCAACGUUGACAAACCCUGCGCUGCAGAACUCCCACAAGCCCUUAGGGCUCACUCCUCUAAUCAGUACUACGCCACCUGAGACCUCAGAUCAUAUGCCACCCCAGUUAAUGAAAGUCUCGGCUGAGUCUUUAGUGUAUGAGAGUGGCUUUCUUGGUGUUGCGCCUGAAAAGUUGGCGGCGGCCGCCGGAGAUGGCGGGUAUGGGUUCCAGCAUGCCAUCGGUUACUUGCCCAAGAUAUUGUCGUCUAAGGUUUAUGAUGUUGCGGUCGAGACACCAAUGGAAUAUGCUUCAAAGCUCUCUGAGAGGCUUGGUGUCCAUAUUUGGCUCAAGAGAGAGGAUCUUCAACCUGGAGUGUUCUCCUUCAAGCUGAGGGGAGCUUAUAACAUGAUGGCCAAGCUUUCAAGGGAACAGUUGGAUAGGGGAGUCAUUUGUUCAUCAGCAGGGAACCAUGCCCAAGGUGUUGCGUUAUCUGCACAAAAGUUGGGUUGUGAUGCUGUAGUUGCGAUGCCCGUUACAACUUCUGAAAUCAAACUGAAGACGGUGGAGAGGUUAGGUGCUAAAGCUGUACUUGUUGGCGACUGCUAUGCUGACGCACAACAAUAUGCAAAACAGCGGGCCAAAGAAGAAGGCCGAACAUUUGUACCUGGUUUUGAUCACCCGGAUGUCAUAGCGGGGCAAGGGACUGUAGGAAUGGAGAUCGUGCGUCAAAUGCCAACUCCAUUACAUGCAGUCUUUGUGCCUGUUGGAGGUGGUGGGCUGAUAGCUGGAAUUGCUGCCUAUGUGAAGACAGUUUGCCCUGAGGUCAAGAUUAUUGGGGUGGAGCCAUAUGAUGCAAAUUCAAUGGCACUGUCACUUUUCCAUGGGCAGCGAAUUAUGCUUGAUAAUAUAGGAGGAUUUGCAGAUGGAGUUGCUAUGGAAGUGGUUGGGGAAGAAACUUUCAAGUUGUGCAGAGAACUCAUGGAUGGAGUAGUUCUUGUAAACCAGGAUGCUAUCUGUGCAACAAUAAAGGACAUGUUUGAGGAAAAAAGAAGCAUACUUGAACCAGCAGGAGCCCUUGCCAUUGCUGGUGCAGAAGCAUAUUGCAAAUAUUAUGGCCUGAAGGGUGAAAAUGUUGUAGCAAUAACCAGUGGAGCAAACAUGACCUUUAAUAGACUAAGUUUGGUAUCCCAACAUGCUGAUGUUGGUAGGCGGCAAGAGUCUGUCCCUGCUACAUAUGUUCCAGAGAAGUGGGGAAAGUUCAAACAGUUCUGUGAACCGGCAGGUGAUGGAUCAAGCAUUGAAAAUGAGAUUCUCUGUCGGUUUUUCAUCCCUGAGAGACCAGGUGCUCUAAUGAAAUUACUGGAUGCCUUUAGUGGCCGUUGGAAUAUCAGCAUGUUGAAUUACCAAAGACAGGGCCAGAUUGGUGGAGAUUUGUUGGUUGGUCUCAAAAUUUUAAGCUCUGAGAUGGAUGAAUUCAAAGCUUUGGCUAACAGUCUAGGAUCUGAUUAUGCAUUUGAAAUAAGCGAUGAAACUUUACCUCUACUGUUGAAUCAGUAGAUAUUGCACAUUUACUUAAAAGAGUGCUGCUGCAUGCAUGUUUCAUGAAGAAAUCGAUCUGAACUGUUAUACAAAGGGAAAUUAGGAACCAAGGAAUGUCAUUACUAUCGUAAAAAAUCUGUGA
Juglans regia (Persian walnut) is the source of this 2045-nucleotide messenger RNA. RefSeq names its product threonine dehydratase 1 biosynthetic, chloroplastic-like. Lineage: Eukaryota; Viridiplantae; Streptophyta; Magnoliopsida; Fagales; Juglandaceae. Gene Ontology annotation, molecular function: threonine deaminase activity; pyridoxal phosphate binding. The transcript has 7 exons. Gene Ontology annotation, biological process: L-threonine catabolic process. The record is from RefSeq and is a predicted model, not a curated record. Bases 212 to 1921 code for a protein of 569 amino acids.